Gastrolobium bilobum is the source of this 1575-nucleotide messenger RNA. RefSeq names its product KH domain-containing protein SPIN1-like. Gene Ontology annotation, molecular function: mRNA binding. The record is from RefSeq and is a predicted model, not a curated record. The coding region runs from base 495 to 1346 and encodes 283 amino acids. The transcript is spliced from 7 exons. Gene Ontology annotation, cellular component: nucleus. NCBI's taxonomy places the organism in Eukaryota, Viridiplantae, Streptophyta, Magnoliopsida, Fabales, Fabaceae. Gene Ontology annotation, biological process: regulation of mRNA splicing, via spliceosome.
AGGCUUCUUUGGCAUCUGCUUAUGAAUUCAAAUGAAUAUCUGAAUAACUAUCUUUGAUUACUAUCUAUCUAUCUAUCUCUCUUCAAUCUAGAGAAUCCUUAUUUGUUUUUUUAUAUACAAAAAACAUCCUUAGUGAAACUUGUUUGUGUUUAAGGAAAACAUAGAUAUAUGAUUAAACUCUGCAUAUGCAACAGAAGCCAACAAAACAACAAUUAAAACACACCCAGAGAGACAUCCUUUAAGGCUUGCUUUUACUACUACUGAGCUACUACAGAAGUGGCCCUCCAUCAUAUUUUGUAGUUUUGUUAUCUUUUUUUUCUUUUUCUUUCCACUACUAUUUUUCUCUCUUGUCUUUCAAGCAUAGGUUAGAUGAUUCUCUUUUUUCAGCACUUUUUUUAUUGAAUCACAUCCAAUCUCAAGAAACUUUUUCUUCUUCCUUGUUGCCUUUGAAUUUCUCCUAAUCCUUCUGGGCAACCCAUAUCCUUGUAGAAUUGAUGUCUGGUUUGUACAAUCAGAUUUCCUCACCUGCAUCCCAAAGGGCCAAUUCUCCAAAUAUAAACAUCAGAAGCAACUUUGAUGUUGAUAGUCAGUACUUAACGGAGUUGCUAACAGAACACCAGAAGCUUGGACCUUUCGUGCAAGUCCUACCCUUGUGUAGCAGACUCCUCAAUCAAGAGAUUUUAAGGGUUUCUGGAAAGAAUGGAUUGCUGCAGAACCAAGGACUUAGUGACUAUGACAGAAUGCAAUUUGUAAGCCCUAGUCAUAUGGCUUCUUCAGACUUAACACCAAACUUCACUGGCUGGAACAGCAUGUCACAUGAAAGGUUAACAGGAGUACAGGGACUAAAUGUUGAUUGGCAAACAGCACCAGUUGUUCCAACUUCUCACAUUGUAAAGAAGAUAUUGCGCUUGGACAUUCCUAAAGAUAGCUAUCCAAAUUUUAAUUUUGUUGGCCGGCUUCUUGGUCCUAGGGGUAAUUCACUGAAGCGUGUUGAAGCUACCACAGGUUGCCGUGUAUUUAUCAGAGGGAAAGGUUCAAUUAAAGACCUAGACAAGGAAGAGUUGUUAAGGGGAAGGCCAGGCUAUGAGCACCUGAAUGAUCCUCUUCACAUUUUAAUUGAAGCUGAAUUACCUGCCAAUGUUGUUGAUGCAAGGUUGAGGCAAGCACAGGAAAUCAUAGAAGAGCUACUUAAACCAGUGGAUGAGUCACAGGACUUAUACAAGAGGCAACAACUAAGAGAACUUGCUAUGCUCAAUUCCAAUUAUAGAGAAGAGAGCCCUCAAUUGAGUGGUAGUGUCUCUCCAUUCACUUCUAAUGAAAUAAAACGGGCCAAAACUGAUCAAUAAUGGUUAUAUAUUGAGAAUUGAUGCAUUUGAUGUUGCUUCCUUUAACUAAAUUCUGUAAAGUUGCAAUGAGAAAGCCUUGCUGAUAUGAAGCAGAUUUGGAGAACAAUAUAAGGGGGAGAAACAUAUUCAUUGUUAGUCUAUUGCUUUAGUAGACUUGCAAAACUGGCAUAAUUCUUGUUAAACUAUAUUUUGAUCUAUUUAUCAAUCUAUCUGUAAUGAUGUAUAAAUA